This is a messenger RNA of Dama dama (fallow deer), 1123 nucleotides long. It is a transcript of the gene SPRING1, whose product is annotated as SREBF pathway regulator in golgi 1. Gene Ontology annotation, biological process: positive regulation of SREBP signaling pathway. The coding region runs from base 97 to 714 and encodes 205 amino acids. NCBI's taxonomy places the organism in Eukaryota, Metazoa, Chordata, Mammalia, Artiodactyla, Cervidae. The transcript is spliced from 5 exons. The record is from RefSeq and is a predicted model, not a curated record.
GGGCCGCGGGGCCGGCGCCCGCCGCGAGCCAUGGGGCUGCCGGCCGCGUAGGGGCCAUGCCGCCGGGGCCCCACGCCUGCCCCGCUCCGCGCCGGGAUGGUGAACCUGGCGGCUAUGGUGUGGCGCCGGCUCCUGCGGAAGAGGUGGGUGCUCGCCUUGGUCUUCGGGCUCUCGCUGGUCUACUUCCUCACCAGCACCUUCAAGCAGGAGGAGAGGGCAGUGAGAGAUCGGAAUCUCCUCCAGGUCCAAGACCACGAUCAACCCAUCCCGUGGAAAGUACAGUUUAAUUUGGGCAAUAGUAGUCGGCCCAGCAACCAGUGCCGGAACUCCAUUCAGGGGAAACACCUCAUCACAGACGAACUGGGUUACGUCUGUGAGAGGAGAGACCUGCUGGUGAAUGGCUGCUGCAACGUCAACGCCCCUGGCACGAAGCAGCACUGCUGUGACGGCUGCCUGCCCAACGGCUGCUGUAGCGCCUACGAGUACUGUGUCUCCUGCUGCCUGCAGCCCAGCAAGCAACUCCUCCUGGAGCGCUUCCUCAACCGGGCAGCUGUGGCAUUCCAGAACCUCUUCAUGGCAGUCGAAGAUCACUUUGAAUUGUGUUUGGCUAAAUGCAGGACCUCAUCCCAGAGCGUGCAGCACGAGAACACCUAUAGGGAUCCCAUAGCAAAGUACUGCUACGGAGAGAGCCCUCCCGAGCUCUUCCCCGCGUGACGCUGCGGGAGACUCGGCCCUCUGGGAGGAUGUGCUGCUGAAGAACUUGCAGCCUGAAGCUUUUCUCUGGUCUUCGAGAGAAGACUUGAUCAUGACCACUUCUUGUGUUGUGCUCUGUGGCCUCACUUGCCCCCAGGCUGACCAGAUGGACUUGCUCCGUAAAGCAGUUGGAAACGCCAGCGGGUCGCAUUCGAGAAAGACAGUAACGGCAGAUGACCUGGUGGAGGCGUCAGCGGUCUGGGCGCCUCGGCCCUGCGGCUGCUUGGGAACCUGUGGGCCCCCUUGUGUGUUCUCCCCGGGCCCUUCACUGUAAAGUUAUUUAUUGGACUUCUUUGGAGUGGUGGGAAAAUUCUGUUUCCUGUAGGAAAAUGUUUUGCCGUGAUAGUUGAAUAUAUUCAAGGAGAUUGUU